Messenger RNA from Amphimedon queenslandica, 587 nucleotides. RefSeq names its product glutactin-like. The record is from RefSeq and is a predicted model, not a curated record. The coding region runs from base 47 to 550 and encodes 167 amino acids. The transcript has 3 exons. Lineage: Eukaryota; Metazoa; Porifera; Demospongiae; Haplosclerida; Niphatidae.
CGCCCACAGUCACACCUCUAGAUAGUACUGAGAUCAGUGAGAUGCAAUGGAGACUCCAAAAGAUGAGGAUUUGGAGGAGAGAGAAGACACUGACAAGGAGGAGGAGGAAGAGUCUAGCUCCCGUUAUCCUGGUCUAGACAAGAGGCACGGGUUUUUCCUCUCUAUAGCUAACAACCAGUCGGACAGAGACAGCUAUCACUGGAGAAAAGAAGACGAGAAAUUGAAGAGAAAACAAGAAAUAGACAACCAAAUAAAGCAACAGAAGGAAGAGCGACGGAGAAAGAAACGAGAGAAGCAGAAACCGGAUCAACAAGUUUACCGCCCACCACACACUCGGAGAGAGACCACACCUACCCAAAUAAACUAUCGGAUUGAGAUCGAAGUCAGACCCAACACAUACUGGAGAAAAGACGUAUCUCAGUUGGGAAAAAUUAGCGAGUUAGUUAGAAGUGCUACUGAUGAGUUUCGCCUGGACGAUAGCACUAGUAUUGUUCUCAAAGAGGUUUUGUAUAAUUUUGAAAAGAAGUUAAGAAUUCAGCAAAAUCACUGACUAUAUAAAUUUUAUAUAAUGUACUGUAUAAAUCACC